AUGACCACUUGGAGGUUCGACCAGGGCGUGCCUUCCAGUCUUAGCCAUGGAGAGCCUUGUUCAUUGCAUAGAGUUUUUUGGACCGAGGACAACGUGCUGGAAGAUGGCAGACCUUUUGCCCUUGCUUUGGCUAACAAGGGGCGUAUUGACAGUCUCUCGAAAGCUUACCAAAAUUACCGGAACCGCUGCUUUACUUCAUUUAGUCGAUUCCAUGCUACCCAUUGCUACAGAUUACUUCCCACUAUAGUUCGUAAUGCUCGCUUAGUGUCGGAAGUCAAGGCCAUAUCUUUGAGUGAGAAGCGGAAUUUGCCCUUCACUUCCAAAAGCAGGGAAAUUGUUGAAGCUGAAGCUGAAGCUAAAACUGGAGAAGCCGGAUUCUCACAACGCCAAGAAAAUCGAUUGCCAAGUCAAGGAGAGACAACCUGCAAGAAGAAAGAAGGCAUGUGUCAAGACUAA
Prunus armeniaca (apricot) is the source of this 456-nucleotide messenger RNA. NCBI's taxonomy places the organism in Eukaryota, Viridiplantae, Streptophyta, Magnoliopsida, Rosales, Rosaceae. The record is from the annotation of a GenBank genome assembly.